Molecule: messenger RNA, 2270 nt
Organism: Seriola dumerili (greater amberjack)
Lineage: Eukaryota; Metazoa; Chordata; Actinopteri; Carangiformes; Carangidae
Product: septin-2
Exons: 12
Coding region: 115-1161 (348 amino acids)
Biological process (GO): cell division; regulation of exocytosis; cytoskeleton-dependent cytokinesis
Cellular component (GO): septin ring; microtubule cytoskeleton; cell division site
Molecular function (GO): molecular adaptor activity; GTP binding; GTPase activity
Source: RefSeq, a predicted model, not a curated record
UCCGGGUUUCCCUUCCUGGGCUGGGACAGUGGCGAGAGGCAAAAAAAGCUCCUGUUGAUUAACAAUAUUUCAAAGUUACUCUGAGGCUCAUCAGACAUCCAGUAAACAGUAGCGAUGUCUCAGUCUGGAGAAAAAGGGAAGUUCCCAGAUGCAGCAGGUUAUGUAGGUUUUGCCAACCUCCCAAACCAAGUGCACCGAAAAUCAGUGAAAAAGGGGUUUGAAUUUACCCUAAUGGUUGUAGGGGAGUCUGGUUUGGGCAAAUCAACGCUUAUAAACAGCCUGUUUCUCACUGAUCUCUACCCUGAACGCUACAUCCCUGGUGCCGCAGAGAAGAUAGAGAGGACGGUGCAGAUUGAGGCAUCAACUGUGGAGAUUGAGGAGAGAGGAGUGAAGCUUCGCCUCACUGUGGUCGACACCCCUGGAUACGGCGACGCCAUCAACAGCCAGGACUGCUUCAAGACCAUCAUCCAAUACAUUGACAAUCAGUUUGAACGAUACCUCCACGAUGAGAGCGGGCUGAACCGAAGACACAUAGUGGACAACAGGGUGCACUGCUGCUUCUACUUCAUAUCUCCAUUUGGACAUGGUCUAAAGCCACUGGAUGUGGAGUUUAUGAAGGCCAUCCACAGCAAAGUCAACAUAGUCCCAGUCAUUGCCAAGGCUGACACACUGACACUGAGGGAGAGGGAUCGCCUGAAGAGAAGGAUCCUGGAUGAGAUCGCAGAGCACGGGAUCAAAAUUUAUCAGCUACCUGACGCCGACUCUGACGAGGACGAGGAGUUCAAGGAGCAGACCAGAGUCCUGAAGGCGAGCAUUCCCUUUGCUGUGAUUGGCUCCAACCAGCUGAUUGAGGUGAAAGGGAAGAAGAUCCGUGGUCGUCUUUACCCCUGGGGAGUUGUUGAGGUGGAGAACCCUGAGCACAAUGACUUCCUCAAACUACGUACCAUGCUUGUGACUCACAUGCAAGACCUCCAGGAAGUAACUCAGGAUCUGCAUUACGAGAACUUCCGCUCAGAGAGGCUGAAGAGAGCGGGCAGGGCUGUGGAUGAGGAUGUGAUGGAUAAGGACCAGAUCCUGCUACAGAAAGAGGCUGAGCUGAGACGCAUGCAGGAGAUGAUCGCUCAGAUGCAGGCACAGAUGAAGAUGAAAUCGGACGAGUAAAAGUGUCAGAGCAGAAGGGAAGCACGGCGAGCACACACAAACACACACACACACACACACACACACACACACACACACACACACACACACACACUCACACACACAUACAAAUAUAUACAUACAUACAAUACAUAUACACACACACACCUGGUCCUCCUCUGAAUCCAUCCCUGACUGCCGCCACCCUGCAGACCCACUAGGCGUCCACCAUCACAUCAUCUUCAUCUGCUUCCAUCCAAACAUCCAUCCAUCAGCUGUUCAGGAGCUCACCGCACAUUUUGUUUUUUGUAAUUCUUCCUCAACAUCUUGUCAAGACUCCAUUUUGUUUGUAGUAGUUUGCUGGGUGGGACUGAACAAAAUUUUAAAAACGUACGACCACACAAAUAUUUGAAUACUUGAUGAUUAUCAUUGACAUGUAUCCGUUAUUAAGUCUUUGGUCUUAAUUAUGGUCCACGGAGCUGCCAGUGACAACGGUACUAGGAGGUUUUGCCAUCACUCUAACAUGUUUACAAAAAUAUAUGCACAAAUUGUGCACUUUGUUCAAGUCCGAGCUUCUGAUGACACAAGUUUCCAUUUAUUUUGCUAUGAGGUUAAGACUGUUUUGAACAUAUUUUAACUUAAAAGUAAAAAAAAAAACAAAAAAAAAAAAACAAACGGUUUGCUAUUGGUUUAUGAGUAAUUCAGAAGCCCAUCACCUUUACCUCUGGAUGGUUUCAGACCUUCAGUGCCUGUUUGCUUCAGUCUUAUAAUGCAAUAACUUAACUAAUAUUACCACAGUGUAAGUGUGGUUAUGAACGAGGUAAACUGUCCAUGUUGAGAACGAGGACUUAUGUCUAGUUUAUAGGCAAAAUAUUUGCCUUUAAUUGUGUUCAAUUAGAAACCUUAUUCUUUAGCCAGAAAUACAAACUUAAUUUAGGCGUUUCUUUGGCUUUUAGGCUGGAAAGUUACGAUAUGCAAGUCAUCUAACUAAUACCACUCGGUUAUAAAGAGACAUGUUAUAGUUGAAUGUGCCUUGUUAAUAUUUCUGUAUUUAUCAUUAGGAGCUGCAUCAUCUUAAUGUUGGUGCCAAACUACAGACUCAAAACUAAUUAAACAGUCCUGUAACUUAA